UAUUUUCUCUCACUAAAACAGAUAUACCAAAACUAUCUAUCUUCUCUCUCUCUAGCUUUGUGCAGUAGUACAGAUCAGGUUGCGAAGACCGUAUUCUGGUUUCUGCUCUUUAAAGAGCUCUCUGAUGGUGGUGCUGGAUUUCUAGGGUUUUAUGUAAGGGGGUUUUAUUUUGUUUUUUAUUUCUCUAGAGACUUGAGUGAGAGUUGUACGAGCUUCGAUGUCGACUGCCUCGUCUUCGUCGCCGGCUCCUAAGGUCUGCUACAAUUCUGAGUGUAAGGAAUUGAAACCGGAGCGCUCCAGAAAGGGAUGGCGCCUCCGCACCGGAGAGUUAGCUGACCUUUGUGAUCGAUGCGCUUCUGCUUUUGAGGAAGGAAGAUUCUGUGAGACUUUCCAUGGAAAUGCUUCUGGCUGGAGGUGUUGUGAAUCUUGUGGAAAGCGGAUUCAUUGUGGAUGUAUUGUUUCUAUUCAUGCCUUUACAUUAUUGGACCCUGGAGGAAUUGAAUGUAUUACCUGUGCAAGGAAAAAUGUCUUUUUGACGUCAAAUCCAACAUGGGCCCAAUCUUUCCUUUUCCCAUCUGAAAGACUCAAAGACUUGUCUAUGACGAAAAACUGGAAUCAGUUGGCUGGAUCAGGUCCUGUUCCUUGGCGGCAAGCCCCUAGCUUAUUUAGUUCGUCUAUUCCAUCAUCUGAAAUGCAGCCAAGGGUUCCUUUUGAAGUUGACAUUUCAAGUGCAAUAAACAAACUUGGUAAUGUAGAAAGGAUAUCUACUUGUUCCUUGGACAAGAACAAAAUUGAGGAUUUAUCUGAAAGAUUACACAAUGGUUGCCUGAAGCUUGGUGCCCAAGAGAUACAUGAAAGGAUAUCUACUUGUUCCUUGGAGAAGAGAAAAAUUGAGGAUUUAUCUGAAAGAUUACACAAUGGUUGCCUGAAGCUUGGUGCCCAAGAGAUACAUGAAAAUGGGAUCACAGGAAAGAAUUGUGAGGAGCAAAUUAGUUCAUGUUUGAGUAUGUCUCAACAUUCUUCUUCUCUAAAGGAGGAUCCAUCUACUCCCCAAUUUGGUAUGAUUGUACCCUAUUCCGGUCCAAUUGAAACAAAUGAUCAACUAGUGGUUUCUGGAACAAAUUUGCGGCCAACCCCUCCUUCCUUGUCAAAACAAUUUCUACAGAACGGGGUUGACCCAUCUGGUGAAACUCAUAUUCGCAAUGCAAGGCCUCGGGCAGAUGCCAGAGGAAGAAAUCAAUUACUUCCUCGGUAUUGGCCUAGAUUUACUGAUCAAGAGCUACAACAAAUAACUGGAGAUUCAAAUUCUGUAAUCACUCCGUUGUUUGAGAAAAUGUUAAGUGCAAGUGACGCUGGACGAAUUGGACGUCUUGUACUGCCAAAAAAAUGUGCAGAGGCCUACUUUCCUCCAAUUUCUCAGCCUGAAGGAUUACCUCUUAAGGUCCAGGAUGCAAAAGGCAAGGAAUGGAUAUUUCAGUUUCGCUUCUGGCCUAAUAACAAUAGCAGAAUGUAUGUUCUGGAGGGAGUUACCCCUUGCAUACAGUCCAUGCAAUUACAAGCUGGUGACAUAGUCACGUUUAGUCGUUUAGAGCCUGAAGGAAAACUAGUCAUGGGGUUCAGGAAGGCCUCAGCAGCCCCACCAUCAGAUCAGGAGAAUGAAACAAACAAGAAUGCAAAUGGAGUUUCAGCACGCGGAGAUGUGGAACUGGCUGAUCCUAGUUGUUGGUCAAAAGUUGACAAGUCUGGAUACAUAGCAAAAGAAGUUGUAGGAGGAAAAGCGUUGAUCUCUAGAAAGAGGAAGAGUAGUACUUUAGGUUCUAAGAGUAAGCGCCUUAGAAUUGAAAAUGAAGACAUGAUGGAGCUGAAGCUAACAUGGGAAGAAGCUCAAGGGCUGCUUUGUCCUCCUACCAAUCACGUUCCGAGUGUUAUAGUGAUUGAAGGCUUUGAGUUUGAGGAAUAUGAGGAUGCCCCAGUACUUGGGAAACCAACUAUUUUUUCAACUAACAAUGGUGAAAAGGUUCAAUGGGUUCAAUGUGAAGAUUGUUUCAAAUUGCGCAAAUUGCCUGCUGAUGCCCUUGUUCCCCCUACUAAAUGGACUUGUUCUGAUAAUUCAUGGGACCCACAAAGAUCUUCCUGUUCUGCAGCUCAAGAAUUAACUUCAGAAGAACGUCAAGAUCUGCUGCCGACUGUUUCAGCUGCGUCUAAGAAAAUGAAGGCUGCUAAACAGGAUGUGGAGAAUGUGGAAGCUCUUGAGGGUCUUGACACCCUCGCUAAUCUAGCUAUUUUGGGAGAAAGUGACUCCCUCCCAGCAUCAGCUCAGGCGACCACGAAACACCCCCGACAUAGACCUGGUUGCUCAUGCAUUGUGUGCAUCCAGCCCCCAAGUGGGAAAGGCCCCAAGCACAAACCAUCAUGUACAUGUAACGUUUGCCUAACCGUGAAACGGCGCUUCCGUACACUAAUGAUGCGACGUGAGAAGAAGCAAUCUGAAAAAGAAGCAGAAACUACACGCAAAAAGCAGCAGCAGCUGCAACCCUUGCCAGAGAAGUUGCAGGAUGACACAGUGACCAAUAAUAAUAAUAAUGCCCCAAAUAGUCCUAAACGGCAUAUUGAUGUCCUUGAAAUUUCAGAUGACGAUCCUAGUAAGGUGAAAUCAUCCACCUCACCAUUUAAAGGCCAAAUAGACCUGAAUAUCCAGCCGGAGCGGGAAGAAGAGCUAUCCCCUAGCUCAGAUUCUGGCAGCAUGAUGAAGUUGCUCCAUGAUGCUACAGAGAGAUAUCUUAAACAGCAUAGAGUGUCGGGCUCUGGUUGCAAUGAAAAUCCAUCUGGUAAUGUGUUGCGGUGCGAUGGAGAUGAGACAAUGGGAGAGAAACACACCAACGGCAUAAACCUCGGUACCAAUCAUCACAAUGCAGAUGAAGAUCGCCCCGCAACUUUGUCCAUCACCGCUUCGCUAUCAUCAACUCCCGCUGGAUGAACCUGCGAUUUCUUGUUCCUUGUUUCUUCUUGUAUACUAUGUCGCAUUGAUCAGCAACUCGUGGUGGCGUUGUUGAACACCUUGGGUUCUGCAUUCAUCCACAGUAGUAUCUCUCUCAUUCAGAGGUCUGUACAUAAAAAGAGAGUAGGAAAGGAAGAGGGCUUAUCGAGAAACGAAUUGUAUGGUCUGAUAUUUUCUCUCUACAUUUAAAGUAAUUGUAGGCCCAAGUUGUGUUGAAGUAGUUGGGAGACGAUGAAUGCUACAACUGAAGUGCAUUGCAGGUUGAGGCUUUUGCAGUUUCUUUUUUCUUUUCCUUUUUUUUUGGAGCUCGCCUUGCAGCCUUCAUUCUGUAAUAGAGAUGUAACAAAUAUCUGUUUUUUCGGCUCGAUGAAAGUAGUGAUUUACAUUUGGGGUA
Messenger RNA from Humulus lupulus (European hop), 3392 nucleotides. RefSeq names its product B3 domain-containing protein Os07g0563300. Lineage: Eukaryota; Viridiplantae; Streptophyta; Magnoliopsida; Rosales; Cannabaceae. Gene Ontology annotation, molecular function: DNA binding; zinc ion binding. The transcript is spliced from 14 exons. The record is from RefSeq and is a predicted model, not a curated record. Bases 218 to 2977 code for a protein of 919 amino acids.